AUGACUUCCUGCGCCAAACAACUCUCCAGAUGCAAAAAAAGAAGGGAUUCGCUGGUGGUCACCCACCCAACUACUAACCUCCCGGCGUGUGGCUUAAGUACGGCUGAGCGGACGGGAAGCCCUGUUCUCCACACCCUAUGGUCGUAUGUGUUUGAUAUCAUGCUCUGGGUGGAAAGGGACGAUCGGCUACAUAACGAGCAUCCGGACGGCUUUACAUCCUUCGGGGUGCCGGCCAAAGGGGAGAAGGACAUGCUCGCAGGUGUUGUCGUCUCCCUGCACGCGCAGAUGUCUCGAAUGGAUCACCUAAAAAAAAAGGAUCUGGUUGGAAGCCUUACCAUGCAAAACGGCCAGCUGUUCUUCGCCACGCUCCUCGUCCGGAUUGGAGCGGAUAAGGGAAGAAAGCAAUAUGAGGAAACUGGAUUAAGCGAUAAUUAUCCCCAGUCGCCCAAGUGGAAUACCCCGGCAAUGGUCGAGGCGAGCAGCAUCAUGGCCACACCAUCAUCGCCAGAAAGCCUUCCUGAAGAACCUUGCUCUAUAUGUUUGGACCUCAUUUCCGACAAGAGGAUUUUCGGGUACAUCAGGAACGACCCGGAUAGUAGGUUGCCCGACUUCACACUAGAAGACUGUGAUUCUAUAUUUCACAAGCGGAGACCUUCUUGUGCCAGAUACGAGGAAAGUCUCUGCAAAUCCUGUGCACACCUUAGAAUUGAGUGUUUGGAACAGAUAUCCGUGAAUAAUUUCGACAAAUCCUGGCCCACUUAUCCGAACCCCCACAACGAAUUUCGAUAUGACUGGAAUAUUGCAAUUGUGCUCGACCGUAUUUGGGAGAUACAGGCCCGAAAGGAAAGCUGCUUCUUAUGUGCACGAAUUACGGAAUUACUCACUUUGGAGGGUGGCACCGACAUAAGCCAGGUUGUUCAUGUUGAUGUACAAUUGGAUAAACACGACCACAUCUAUUUAUCUGUACGAGAGCAAGGUCAAAAAUACCCAUGCGCAAGACUUUAUGGAAACUUUGAUUCUUCAACAGAAGCAAAAAUGCCAGAUUUCACAACUGAAUAUAGCGUGAGCGAAAUUGACUGGCUGACAGUCAAGAAAUGGAUUGAAGAAAGUCUAGAAAGCGCCCAAAAAAGCUCAAAAAGCAUCGGCUUGUGCAAGCCUCCAGAUGGCUUUCGUUUGAUUGAUAUCCGGGAGCUCUGCGUUGUCCUUGCCCCGACACCCUGCGAAUAUGCAUGUCUCAGCUAUGUUUGGGGAACAAACACAUCGUGUCAAGCGACCUCGGAGAAUAUCUCUGACUUGGAACAAUCAAGGAGCCUCGAACGAGACGAUCUACCGCAAACCAUACGAGAUGCUAUCGAAGUUUGCAGCAACCUUGGCAGCCGAUAUCUUUGGGUUGAUAGACUUUGCAUCAUACAGAAUGAGGAAAGCUCGUCCAAGAAAACUCAGAUUGACGCUAUGUGCGAUAUAUAUAGAGGUGGCCUCUUUACUAUAGUUGCUUUGGAAGGCUCUCACUCAGGCCACGGUCUGCAUGGUGUCUCGCCCGAAUUGGGGCGUUCAAGAUAUCCUCGAUUCCGUAUUGGCGACCAGCUAUUUGAGGCGUUUCCUGACAGUUUCGAUGGAUCCUGUAACAGGUCAAAGUGGCAAACCCGCGGCUGGACAUGCCAGGAACGCAUAAUGUCUCCCCGGUUGCUUUUCUUCACCAAGAACGGGCUUUAUUACCAAAGCGAGACUGAUCCCGAAAUCAAGACAGAUAUUCAAGAGUGGGCGGCUGGUAUCCGUCACCGAGGAGGAAAUGCCAAAUACUUCGAUUACCCUCUCCUGGUUGCGGAAAUUAGCAAUAGACAGUUCAGCGUCGAGGAGGAUAUUGUCAAUGGACUUGCUGGUGCUCUGGACUUUUUUGUGGGAAAGGGAAACCAUCAAUUCUCAAUGUCUUUGAUACAUUUCGAUGAGGCAAUUACUUGGAGGGUUUAUGGCCAAAGCCGAGGCCGCACUGUGUUUCCUUCAUGGUCCUGGGUGUCCGUCAAGGAGAGUCCAGAAUUCGAAUCUGAGUCGAAACUUCUUCCUAUUGCAUCCUGGGCUGUCAUUGAUAGCGCAACAGUCAGUGAACUUCGCUGGCUGAAGGCUGGCAAUGAAAUUCCUUUGGAGGAAGAGGCAAUUGUAACUGGAACUUUUCUAUGGAGGCAUGGAUGCAUGAGAUCGGAAUUUCCGCAUGAAUUUAGGAGUCUAAUGGGCCGUGAUGAGUACAUGCAACUAUUCAGGUACAGGUUCCCAACGAACAAGGCAUUCAACGAAGCUUGUGGUGUUUGGCCAGGUGGAGAACAGAAAAAUUCGGAAUUGCUUGAAAAGUUUACCCAACAGCAGAUAGAAGCUGGUGGACAGCCUAUGUCUAUCCUGGCUCACUCGCAGACGAUUGUGCUGCCCUUGGUAGGACGACCAGAUCAACCUGUACGUUUUAUGUUCCAAUACGAGGGUCUAUUUUUCGGCUACAUGGCGUUUGAUCCGAGAUCGAAGCAUUACACCGCAUUGGAAGCGGUGAAACCCUGCACAAGGAUUACUGGAGUGGAAUUUCUAGCCCUUUCAGCCUCAUGGUACUCGAACUGGAACUUGUGUUACUAUUAUAGAGACGACAAAGGCUACCUGAAACCAGUCGACAAACUUGAUCAACUCAGUGGACGCAAACCCACAGAUCUUCCUUUUUACCCGACAAAGAACAAUGAGGCUAUUCUCGAGGAAAUCCAUGUGAACGUUCUUGCCAUCAGAACAACCAAUGAUGGGAUCUCGCAUCGAUUAGGCUCCGGUUUUAUUCCUCUUAUUGUCUGGUUGACGAUCCUCAAACCUACAUUCAAAUCAAUUGUCCUUCAAUAAAAGACGAUUUGUCCGGCCAAGGUUUGUAUCAGACGGGGCAUUUGACACCUUCAUACCACCACGGCCGCCGGAUUCCGACUCUUGUCUUUCCCUGAUAUUGUUGUUUUUUGUUGCUUCGUGUGUCAGCGGAGUUGCUGCCGAGGUCGAUGCCUCCAGUCAUCUCUCUCUUCCCAAAUCCCUCUUCCUUCUCGAGGGCUUGUUGAGCAGAUCACCUCACUGCCAGUCUAAUGCUCCUCCGGGCUGAUAUCUUUGCUG
This is a messenger RNA of Aspergillus heteromorphus CBS 117.55, 3117 nucleotides long. Lineage: Eukaryota; Fungi; Ascomycota; Eurotiomycetes; Eurotiales; Aspergillaceae. The record is from RefSeq and is a predicted model, not a curated record.